This is a messenger RNA of Penicillium lagena, 1524 nucleotides long. RefSeq names its product mitochondrial 37S ribosomal protein mS29. The transcript has 2 exons. Gene Ontology annotation, molecular function: structural constituent of ribosome. Gene Ontology annotation, cellular component: mitochondrial small ribosomal subunit. Bases 1 to 1524 code for a protein of 507 amino acids. NCBI's taxonomy places the organism in Eukaryota, Fungi, Ascomycota, Eurotiomycetes, Eurotiales, Aspergillaceae. The record is from RefSeq and is a predicted model, not a curated record.
AUGGUCCCCUCGGGCUGCUGGAACUGCGUCCUGCGGCCUCGCGCUGCAGCCACGCGGGCCCUUCUCCCUCCGUCGUCCUCCGCUCCCCGAGUCGCAAGCGCCCCCUUCCACUCCUCCGCAGUCCAAUAUGCCCAGCCGGCGAAGAAAAAGGCCAAUACGCAAACGAUGCUGAAGCACCGUCAGUCAAUGAGCAUCCGGAGGAAGAAGAAGAAGCCCGUCGACCGUGUGCGUCCGCCGCCCGUCGGCGAGCGCAAGGCUCUGAAGAAGCGCAUCGUGCUCAGCAACCCCAACGCGCUGGAAAUCGAGGGUAUGGUUGAUCUGUCAGCGGAAACAAUGUCCAAUCCCAGCCUUCGCGGCACUAUUAUGGGUCUGCCUGUGGACAAGCUGGAUCAAUUGAGAGCCGUCGAGGCGUUCAAGCCCAAGCAGAGCUGGUCAUUGUUCCAUCGGCCGAGCACAGUCUUUCGUCGCACUACGUAUGAGAUGGGCCGAUUGAUUGAUCAGAUCACAGGUGAUGUUGAGGGUGCUCAGAAGGGCAAGGUUGUCAAGAAGAUCGUGACGGGGCCGAAGGGCUCCGGGAAGACGGUGCAUCUGCUGCAGGCCAUGACUAUGGCUUUCAUCAAGAAAUGGGUCGUGAUCACAGUACCCGACGCUCGAGAACUCGUCUCCGGCGAUACCGCGUACUCCCCAAUUGAAGGUACCAACCCGACGCAGUAUGUCCAGCCCAACGCUACGUCUACGCUACUAUCCCGCAUUGUCAAGGCCAACCAGGAUGUUCUGGCUGGUCUUCGUAUCUCUCAGCAACACCCAACUUUGAAGGGACUCAAGCCCGGCUCGACGUUGGCAGAUCUCGCCAAACUCGGAUUGCAAGAUGCCGCCGUCGCUUGGCCCGUCUUCCAAGCUCUGUGGACCGAACUUAACGCUACCAAGGCAGCGCCAGGCGUGAAGGAUGAAUUCCAACCUCGUCCCCCAAUGCUCGUGACUCUGGACGGUCUCGCUCAUUGGAUGGGCGAGAGCGUCUACCGCGCCGCCGACUUUACUACGAUCCACUCGCACGACCUCGUUUUCGUGAAGCACUUCCUUUCGCUACUGACGCAGGGCCAGUCUCUGGGCAACGGCGGCCUCGUCCUGUACGCCACCUCCACCUCCAACAGCCCUUCCAACUACAGUCUUGAAGUCGGCCUGGACCAGCUGGCUGCCCGUCAGGAGGGCAUCAGCCCGUCCUCCCCAGAGUACCCGCAGCCGGAAUCUUACAGCAACGCCGAUCCCCGCGUGAUGGACCUCUUCCAGGCCUCCAAGUCCAAGGAUGGUCUCCUCGAGCUGCAGACCCUCAGCGGUCUCACCCGCGACGAGACCAGGAGCUAUGUGAACUACUUCGCUCACAGUGGCCUGCUGCGCGAGGUGGUCAAUGACCAGCUAGUUGGUGAGAAAUGGAGUCUCUCUGGUGGCGGCGUCAUUGGUGAGCUGGAGAAGGUCCUGCGCAGGCCUCAGUUGUCUCGGCCUCAGGUGUCUACCACUACCGCAUAG